AUGAUUUCAUUGUUCUUAUUGAUAAGCGUUGCUUUUGUCAACGCUACUGAUUCAAGUCAGGGAGUUGAAAAUUACCCAUAUGGUAAAGUAAAUAAACAAGCCAAUUUUGGUAAAGCUUUUGAUAGUAGUUACAAUAGUUAUCAAGUUCAAAGAUAUGCUGAAAGUGGUGUUUUCAGUGCAAAUCAAGAAAAUUAUGUUCGUGCUAAAUGUAAGACAUGUUGUAGAGUUAUUUUUGCUUCUGAUUAUAAUUAUAAAACUAAAAAGCAAUUCACUAAUGCUGAUGAUGUCAGAGGAGAUACUAGAUAUGUUAUGGAUAUGGAGUUUGAUGAUAAAAGAUCAGUUAGAUACUAUCAAGGUCAAUAUGAACAAAAUAUUCUUUUAAGACCAUUGAAAAUGGGAAAUGAACUUCAAUUCUUUGAAUUUGCACCAUAUAAAAUGUAUACAUCAUUCUCAAUUCCUAGAAGAGUCCAUGAUAUUAGAGGAGGAGCUAAUAGAGGAGCAACAUUAAUUAUUUGGAUGAAGAAAGCACCAUUAGAUCCAGGAACAAACAAUCAAAGAUUUGUUUAUGUGCAUCCAUACAAAACUGAGUGGUAUCUUGAAUAUAGUAAAACAAACAAAUGGCCAAGUUACAGUAAACAUUUCUAUCUUCCAUUCUCCAGCAAUAACCUUUGUUAUCAAGCAAAGAGUGAAGGACAACAAAGAUCUACAUGGACUGGAAAUGCACAUCUUACAACAACUAGUACAAGUUAUCAAAUUGAAGCUGCCUCUUGUGUUGCCAAUGAACCAAGACAAAUUUUUAUUCCAGUCUUUGCAUAA
Entamoeba dispar SAW760 is the source of this 816-nucleotide messenger RNA. Its product is annotated as galactose-inhibitable lectin 35 kDa subunit precursor, putative. The coding region runs from base 1 to 816 and encodes 271 amino acids. Lineage: Eukaryota; Evosea; Mastigamoebida; Endamoebidae. The record is from RefSeq and is a predicted model, not a curated record. The transcript has a single exon.